AUCGCAUUACUUUAGAACUCGAGGCUCUGAAAAAAAAAACGAGAGGGAGGGGGAAGAGUGAGUAGAUGAUGCUAAGGACUCGAGUGCUAUGGUUCGGCGUAGGGUUUUCUGUGGUAGGAGCUGCGAUUUCCCAAUUGAUUUGGAGAGAUUUGUUGACCGAUCGACACGCUCUCUUUUCCGAUACGAAGCAGAAAUUUGAUGCUUUGGAAGCCAGAGUGUUGAACCUCGAGCCAACUAUCCCUUAUCCGAAAUCGGAUUCCGGUCAGAUUUCCAGCAAAUAACGUGGGCUCUGAUUCAUGUUCUGCUCCUUAGCCCAACAUCUUGGGACCUUGACAUUGUCAACUUUUGCAAUCAAUUUCAGAGUUAAUCAUAAUGUCACUUUGAGAACUGUGUAAGAUGUUUCUAUCCAAGGUAUGGUGUCAAGAAACCUUAGAUGUGAUUCUCAUGUUAAUCUAUCCGUUCUCCUCACUGUUCUUUAGAGUUUUCCAGGAAUUUUCUCAUCACAUGCUAUUCAAGACUGAUUUGAAUUUGUACAUUUUAUUUCCCUAAAACCCAAGUAUCAUUUUGUUCUAAUCAACCAUUUCCAUCUCUCUUUAAAUCGCUAACAUUUUUAGUUACCCCAUUUAGGUCCAUACCUAAAUGAAAUAUACCUAAACAAAAUACGUGCACAAGUUUAGAUGUGCAUUCCUCUUCAUCCAAAGACCGUAAAUUUGCUGCGGUCAUUUAAAUCUGGCUAGAUCAUGCACCGCCACCGUGUGCUUGACUGCACCCAAAGAACACCUGAAACAAAAACUCAGCUGCUCAUGCUUGCGACCUGUCCAUGCACAUAAUCCAAAGAAUCAGCAUACCCAGUAUCCAAAACCGCCAAUUCACGACCACCCCUAAGCCACCAAGCAAGUCCUUCAACAACUCUAGAAGAAUCCAAUUGGUAUUAAAUCUGCUUACCUGUGAAUGGCUAGUAUUUCAUCGAGAUUCAUAACGCCCUGGCAACGUUGUCUGAUCUGGUGCCAAAGGCAUUCUAUAAUCUAUUCUUGUGGACUCAGUACCAGGGGAACCCUUAUACUUGUCAGUUGGUAGUUAAACUAGGUUUUACAUGAUUCGGAGAUGUGAAAUUGAUCAAUGU
This is a messenger RNA of Carya illinoinensis, 1123 nucleotides long. RefSeq lists its product as uncharacterized. The record is from RefSeq and is a predicted model, not a curated record. NCBI's taxonomy places the organism in Eukaryota, Viridiplantae, Streptophyta, Magnoliopsida, Fagales, Juglandaceae. Bases 66 to 281 code for a protein of 71 amino acids. The transcript is spliced from 3 exons.